This is a messenger RNA of Hemicordylus capensis (graceful crag lizard), 5234 nucleotides long. It is a transcript of the gene ADGRG5, whose product is annotated as adhesion G protein-coupled receptor G5. Bases 2081 to 3712 code for a protein of 543 amino acids. Gene Ontology annotation, molecular function: G protein-coupled receptor activity. Gene Ontology annotation, cellular component: membrane. Lineage: Eukaryota; Metazoa; Chordata; Lepidosauria; Squamata; Cordylidae. Gene Ontology annotation, biological process: adenylate cyclase-activating G protein-coupled receptor signaling pathway; cell surface receptor signaling pathway. The transcript has 16 exons. The record is from RefSeq and is a predicted model, not a curated record.
GCCCAAGCCAGCCAGGAAGGAGGAGGCAGCCAGAGUGGCCACCACUGGUCUCUGCAGCAGAAGACCCCCUGCUGCCCUGCCCAACCGAGCCCAGCACUGGCCAGGGUGCUUUCCAGACGAGACCCUACAACGGAGUCAGGACCUAUCUCGGAAGUGUGCUCCCACACUUCCUGCGUCGUGACACCGCUGCCCCUAUGCAGACAGCAGGGUGCCGUUGACAUUUCCAAUGCCUUGUUCUGAAUUUAAUCGCUGUGAUAUAGAGCAAGGACAUCGUAUAUCUGGCGUGAAAAAUUUGCUGGGUUUUGGGGUUGUUACUUGUUAGUUGCUGCGAGGCUGCUCCCCCUGCUGUUUACGUUCUGAAUGCGACUUGCUCGAAUGGAGGCAUUUUGCUGCUGUUCCAGCAGCUAGACUGGAAAGCGCCCUGGUCUGUUGGCUUCUGGCCAGAACGGCAGGACUGCAUCAUUGUGGCUUCUCUAAGGCCAUAGCUGGAUGAAACCCCUCCUCACCUUCUCUGGUGUUUCCACUUCUCUUUUUCAAAGGAAGAAUCGGAGAGAAGAAGGGUGGUGACGCAGGUUGGCUGGGAGCCUUCCAGCUGCCAACAGAUGUUCCUUUAUGCCUCUGCCUUCGGGCUGUGUUUAUGGGACAUGCAGUAACUCUUUGCACAAUGGAAUGGGCUCUGUUGCUACCCUGGAUGCCGGCAAUAUUUCACACCAUCGCUGGGGUGUGUGUGACUUCAAUUGGGUCUCAAUCAGCCUGCAGACUUGGACUGGAGACAGACAAUCGUUCUAAGAGCUGAAAGAGCUCACCAUCAUUGUUUAUGCCGUGUGGUGUACUCUCGUUUCCUUCUCUCUUUUUUAAUCCCACGGCCAGCUCUGUUCUUGUGCUUCAGAAACUUGCAAACCCUGUGAACAAAGGGGAUACUGGGGCAAGGAAGUCCAUCAGAGGCAACAAUUGCUCAAUUGCACCACCUGUAAACCACUUAAAAGUUAUCCUCUGUCUCCAGCCUCAGUCAUUGAGAGCAUAAGAGCAUCCCUGCUGGAUCAGGCCCAAGGCCCACAGUGGCCCGCCAAAUGCCUCUGGGAAACCCACAGGCGAAAAGAGGUGAAAGCAUAACCCUCCCCUGCGACUGCAUUCCCAUGGCCAUUUGGAAAGACCAGUGCAUUUCAGGGGGGCAUGCCCCUCGUCAUUCACUCUAGUACACUUCCUGGAGUCUAUAUGAUCCUUGACUUGUAACCGAACCACCCAAAUGAUUGCAUCUAUCUAAUUGAGGGGUGUGGAGGAAUGAGGCCUAGACCUCUUGGGUUUCUGUAAAUAAGCCCCUGUAAUUUUGUUAAUAUUCCCAGACUUCUUUUUGUAAAUAGCCCUUAUAUUGUGAAUGAGUUAUAUAUUGCAUUCAUAUUCCUAAAACUUCUGCAUGAUUGUCAAUAGGAUUUCUGUACUUGCAAAUCUCUAUGUGUGGAGAAAGUUCACACUUGCUUAUCUGUAGUUUGACGGUUGAUAUUUUUUUGGGGGAAAGAGAUUUUGACAAAUGGAGGGAGUUUCUGUUUGAGUUGGGGAACUGUUGGGCCGGAGAAAGUGUAUACUGGAUAUUGAGAGAGUUUGAGAGGGUUUAGUCAAGUCAGAACUGGAGGUUGCAGAAAAAGGAAGUCAGUCUGAGAAUCUGCUGUUGUCGAGAGGACUAAGGAGUCCAGGACAGCACUGAGUCCAGAGGAGUCAAGAGUGAGCAGUCAGCAAGAAGAGAAGUUUUGAAGUUGUGGGAGAAGCCUAGCAUGAAUUCCCCGAAUUCAUGUAUUCCCUGACCUGGUCUCAUCCUGUGGUAGGUACGGUAUCUGAGAUGGUAGAAGAAGCAACCCACACAAAAGAGAGAGCUUCAUACCCGACAGGAUCUGGAUCUGACUCUCUGCUCUAAAACGGCUUCAGCCUCAUUCAGCUCCCAUAGCAGCGGAUUGUAUCGUUGGGGAUCUAUAGCAACCUCAGAAGGGGGCCCUGUGUGGAGACUAUUUUAAGACUGAAAAGCCUCCCAGGCAGUUUACCUUGGUGGGCACUCGGCCAGCUGUGUUGAGUUCCAUGUCAUGCAGAGAUGUCCGGAUCAGGCUUCUGGACUCUCCUCUUCACAUGUGUGGCUUUUUCCAAAGUGACACCAGGAUCAGCGGAAACAACAACCAGGGAAGAAGCAGUCGGGCAGUCUUUGAAUUCUGUUGCAAAUUGUCUGAAAAAUGAGCUGGACGAAGCCAUGACAGCCUUUGAGGCACUGCUGGCAAGAUGUGUUUCCAAAGGUCAGCAGCCUCUAAGGAGAGCUUUAAAAAAUGUGGAGACAUUGCUGGAAGUCAGUUGUCCGGAUGAUGCACCAGACAUCAUGAUGCACCAAGAUAUUUGUGUUUGGAUGUCCAAGAUAACCCUCCAGGAUUUCCCAGGGUUGAACAUCAGCAAUGACAAGAUAAUGACGCACAGCUGCUCAAUGAAGCCCCGAACCCAGCACGCCAUGCAUUUCCCACGUGAGCUCGUGGAGAGAGUCCCGAACACCCCAGCAAAGAACAUGCGACUUACCUGCAUUUACCUGAAAGCGUCUUGUCUCUUCCAGGAUGCAAAGAACAGCACCCUGUUGAAUGAUGACAUUAUAGGGGCCAGCCUUGGAAACACCAGUGUCACCAACCUCAGUCGACCAGUGGAGAUACAAUUUUGGCACAACUAUACUCUGGACAACACCAGUGUCACCUGCGUAUUUUGGGUGGAAGAACCAGAUGAAGGGGACAUCAUGGGCAGCUGGAGCAGUGACGGCUGUAAGACCCGCAGCCUGGACGGGAUGGUGGUGUGCCAGUGUGACCACCUGACCUACUUUGCUGUCCUCCUGCAAAUCUCACCAGGCCCUGUGGACAAAGCUUUACUGGCUCCUCUGACCUAUCUCACCAUCAUUGGCUGCAGUAUCUCAGCUUCUGCGUGCCUGAUCAUCAUUUUCUCGUACUUUUGCUGCAGGAAAACGCCCCACGACUCAACCACCACGAUACACAUGAACCUCCUGGGGGCCCUUUUCCUCCUCAAUGUGUCCUUUCUGGCCAGUGAGCCCGCGGCAUCCCUCGGCUCCCUCUGGUGGCUGUGCAGGAUCACCGCAAUCGUCCUCCAUUACUCGCUGCUCUGUACCUUGACCUGGAUGGCCAUUGAAGGUUUCCAUCUCUACCUGCUGGUGAUCAGAGUCUACAACUCGUAUCUCAGGCAUUACCUCCCCAAACUGUGCUCUCUUGGAUGGGGGCUCCCUGGCCUCGCUGUGGCAAUCAUCUUCUUGAUAAAGAAGGACGUUUAUGGCACCCACACUGUCAGCACCAGCUCUGCUUACAGGGAUGGGACCAUGUGCUGGAUCACACCCCAGUACCACAUAGUCCACACUCUCAACCUGGUUUACUUUGGAUGCAUCAUGCUCUUCAACAUGAUCAUCUUGUACAUGGUGGUCCAGAGGCUGAGGCAGCUCAGAACCAAACCACACCAGCAGCAAGAACAUUUCUGCAAGGACACUGUGACCGUUCUUGGGCUGACCUGCCUCCUGGGCACCGUCUGGACUUUGGCUUUCUUCUCUUUUGGGGUGUUCCGCAUCCCGCAGAUCUUUCUGUUCACGAUCCUCAACUCCCUACAAGGAUUUUGCAUCUGCCUCUGGUACUGGGGCUUACGGUUUCACUCCCAGAGAAGCAUCUCUAGCGAGAACCCGCCUGCAUCUCAGUAACUGCAGCUUCACGUGAGAUGGGAAGGGGCUGGGCAAAGGAACUGCAAAUCCCCCAAAGGAGGCUGUUUGCAGGGAGCCUUGAAGACUGGACUCAAAGGCAAAGUAGUCAGCCUGUUGCCACAAUCUAUACAGUUCACAGACAUCAGGACCCAAUCUGCAAUUGUUACACCCUGAUCAGGGGCCAGGCGUGUAGCUCAGUGGGAGAGCAUCUGCUUUGUGUGCAGAAAGUCCCAGGUUCAAUCCCUGGCAGCAUCUCCAGGUCGGGCUGGGAGAGACUCUUGCCUGGAACUUUGGAGAAGCCGCUGCCAGUCAGUGUGGGCAAUACAGAGCUAGGUGGACCAAGGUUCUGACUCAGCAUAUGGCAGCUUCCUAGGUUCCCUUCUAAAGGACACAGGCAGGAAUGCAGUGGCAGAUCCUUUUCCUCAGGGGCAUCAUUAGGGGGUGGCCCAUGGGGCAUACCCCCCUCCACCAAAUUUCCCAGAGCCCUGAAUCUCACCAGCCACCUCAUUGGCAUCUGCAGGACUUUGGGGGGGAGCCAGAAAUUCAAUACUGUGCCGCUGGGAGCAUGCCCGACUGAAUUCAGUGGGAACUGGCUCAAUUCCGGGGGCUGGGGGGACAACUGCCCCCUUUUGCUCCCCACUCCAGAUGCCCAUACCUUUUCCAGAAAGGAAGCACAGCAGUGGAGGAGGCACCUGACCUCACCCGGCUCCUGCUGCUUCCACCUGAAUUCUAAUACUGGAGACAUUAACAAAACACGUGUAAUACUUGCGGGACUGUGAUUGAGCUGAAUUGGACCUGGGUCCAGAUCUUUUAAGUACCUGGCAACACCUGUGUCCUUCCUUUUUGUUCUGCUUUUCAUCGGCAAAGGCAGGUGGCGCCUCAUUCCAGGAGGGGGGCUGCAUCUUGUCUAGCUGCUGCAUGGAGACGCCCCACUGAUGAAGGGCUAUCUAAAAAUCACUGCUAGCUCAGGACCUCGGUGCACCUGAGACAUGGUCCCAAAUUCUGCCCACUUGCCUGCACCCUCCUGCCUCUCACCCCCCUCUUUAAAAAAAGGGUGCAGCAUUUUGGGGGUGUGCCUCACUCAAUAAUCUGCUGUCUGAAGCCGCGACUUCAUCUCGCCUCAUGGAAGGGCCUCUGGUCCUCCAGAUGUUGCUGAACUACAACUCCCAUCAUCCCCAGCCACAAUAAAUUGUUGCUGGAGAUGAUGGGAGUUGUCGUUCAACAAAGUCUGGAGGACCACAGGUUGGGAACCCAGAGUUAGCAGAUAACAUUGGCAUCUGCGAGUAGGAAGAGAACUGAACGGAGUACAUGUACACAAGGCAACCACUAGGUGGCGCUAAAAGCCAAGCCACAAACAAAUAAUAUAUGGGGAAAUCCUCCUUCAAGCCUCUGCAUGUAAAUCUGAUUUUAACUGUGAACUGAAUUUUAUAAACGUGGUGUUGUUCUACUGUCUUUGUGAGCUGCUCUGAGCAGGACUGUACUGGAGAGGCAGGAUGUCAACAUUCUAAAUAAAUCAGUGUGC